AUGACGAGUGAGGUGUCGGCGAGUGCGAGUGGUAGUGGUGGUGGAAGCAUGAAUGCAUACAACGGUUCCUCACUGGAGAUUGUCACUCUGGUUUUGGUCGCCGUCUCCUGCUUCGUGGUUCUUGUGCGCGGGGUGGCCAGGUACCGGAUCAGUCGAGUCGCUGAGCCUUCAGAUAUCCUUUUGCCCUUGGCUCUGGUUGUGGCCAUCGCUCAAAGCGUUUGCGUCCGACUAUCGCUGUCGAGUGGACUGGGCAGACAUGCGGAUUCUCUGAGUCCCGACCAAGUCACGCAAUUCCAAAAGCUCACCUACGCCAGCAACCUUCUCUUUCAACUCGUGCUCUCCUUGUCCCAACUCAUUGUCGUACUCCUCAUCAAGAGUGUCGAGCCACAGCGGCCAGUCCGGAUCGGCUGCAACGUUCUGCUGGGCUGUAUCGGAAUCUACUCGACUCUAUCACUGGCCAUCUUGGCUUUACAGUGCUCUCUUCCACAGCCAUGGCUGGUUGGAACCGACCGAUGCGUCGACCGACAAACCUUCCUCACCUCUUUCAUCAUUGUCAGCAUCGUCAUCGAUGCCGCCACCCUCGUCCUCCCCAUCAUCAUGGUGUGCAGGCUCAAAACGCCGCGAGACAAGAAGAUCUUUGUGUGUGUGCUCUUCGGGACGCGCAUCGCACUCCCUCUGGUCACCGCGCCACAGAUCUCCCGCUUGAAGACCGUCCUGGUCUCGCAGGAUCCGACAUGGGACUUGGUCUCGUUUCAGAUGUGGGUGCAGAUCGUGAUGAACAUCAGUGUCAUCACGGCUUGCCUCCCUUCGCUCGGCCGCAUGAUGUGGCAGCUGAUGACUUCCGGGUCGGCGGGACUGAAGUCGACGUGGUCGACCCGCGACUCCGAGUCUCGAGAUUUCGGGCAUGAACUCGGGCUGGAAAACGGCAAACUUGGUUAUCUGGGUAUGGAGAAGCCAUACAUCCAACAGCCGAGCCCGGCCUUCUCGCCCAUGGGCGAGAAGGGCAGCUGGAGCGACCAAGUCAUUGUGCAGGUCCGGAGCAUUGGAAGCCAUGAAAGUUUCGAUUCCAACCGGUCGUCGGGGAGCCUGGAGCCCCUGGUCACACACCAUGACACGGCCAGGCCCACGAUGCCGCCGCGAACCGCCUCGCUCUCCUACCUCCCCCGCCGGCCGAACCACCACUACCGCCGACCGUUUAGCAAGCUGUUAUCCCCGGUGCUGGAGCGGUCGCCUGCUCUGGGAGCACAGCUGCCUCCAAUUACUACUGCUCCUGCUCACCACCGCUGGCGAGGGGCUUACGACGCGCCGCCCGCGUAUUCUCAGCCUCAGUUUCAGCCUCAGUUUCAGUCUCAGUAUCAACCUCAAUCUCAGUAUCAGUCUCAGCUACAGCCGCAGCUACAGCCGCAGCCUCUCUCCCCCACCAUCCCUUGGGACGCGUCGAGCUCGCUCUACGACGAGGACCUCUCCGAGAUCGACAUCGACAGCUAUUAUCUGGGCAAUACCCAAAUGUCCCAAUUGUACAAUCCCAGCCUCUCCGAGCUUGUCUUGGAGAGCAUGAUUGAAGAUCUGCAGCGCGAGAAUGCUGCCAGCCGGCCCAGUCCGAGACUCGAGGGCGGCUGGAUAUGA
Molecule: messenger RNA, 1626 nt
Organism: Capronia epimyces CBS 606.96
Lineage: Eukaryota; Fungi; Ascomycota; Eurotiomycetes; Chaetothyriales; Herpotrichiellaceae
Exons: 4
Coding region: 1-1626 (541 amino acids)
Source: RefSeq, a predicted model, not a curated record